AUGAAGAGGAGAGAAGCCUCAGCGGACCUGGAGCUCUCUGAAAAAGAUAAGGAAAAAAGGGCUAAAGUGGACAUCAGGCAGCUGCAGACCCAUUUUCAUCAUGAAGCGUACAAGAGGAAAUUCUUCGAUGCCGAUAUCUGGCGGCAAAUGCAGGCUCAGGAAAAAGCAAUAGAUGAUCUGAAGCAAGAACACAGACAUGUGACAUUAACACUGAGCCAGAUCUAUUCCCCGAGUAACUUGUUGCGGGACAACAGAAAUCGUAUGAAGCUCCGAAGCCUUUUGCAGAUCAGAACGCAGAAUGAUGUCCUGAUCAAAGAAAGAAAAGCCCUGCUAGGUGACCUGGCCAAGCAGGUUGUAGAGCUGGAAAAAAAGAUAGUGAAGCAAAGAGACACAACCUGGAGAGAGUUGGAAGCAAAGAGUCACAAACACCUGCAGAAGAAGAUUGAAUUUCUGGAGAUGCAUCUAAAUCAUGUCACCGUGCGUUACAACAACAUCAUGACCCGGAACAACAGGCUCCGAGAGGAGACGGUGAGCCUGCAAAUCCAGAAAGCCAUCUAUGACAACUCCUACUGGAAGCUGGAAAGAAGGCUGGUUCGGCAGAACAAAUUGCUGAACGAUGCUAUCGAGCAAGCCACCGAGGACUACGAGCAGUGUGUGGGGAGACUGUGGCUGGGAAUUCCCUCUGGACUAACUCCACUCCAUCCAGAUGAGAGCUGGGAAUGGGCACAGCAUCACAGGGGCUUUGCCAGGCCUGGAACUCCUGGCAGUGGCCAGGAAUACAGAGCCUUAUACACCCACAAGGUGAGAGUGCUGCUGUCUGUGUGCAGGAUGGAGGAUCUGGGGCGGAUCUCGGACAUUCGGGACGUGCGCUACAGAGAAACCAUCCAGUACAACAUCAGGCUGCUGGAGAGGAAGUGUGCCCUUCACAAGGAGACCAGGCUGAAAAACUUCUUCCUCAGCAAAUGUACAGAUCACUCUGAAUUGAAGGAACAGGCCAAGCAGAGAGAAGCCUUUGAGGCAGCUGAGAGGGCCAAACAGAGCCAGAAGGAGAGCUAUGAGGUGGCCUACAAGCGUCUGCUGGAGCUGUCGGAUGGAGACAUCGACGAUUUCUUGGAGGACUUCAUUGAAAAGGACAGGAGAUUCUUCAUCCUCUUUGGCUAUGCCAUUAGGCUGAACGUCAGGAAUGAGGGUCUCAGGCAGAGGAUCCAGGCCAUCCAGGUCUGUUCCUGGCUCUUCACGUCUUGUCCCGGAGAGCCAGGAGAUCCCUCCAACCCUGUGGGGCUGCCUGGAGCGGGAAGCGGGGUUAUCCAUCCUGGCCUGGAGGUGUCCCUGCUCCCAGGGCUGUCCCCAGCCUCCGUCUGGCGGCUCAGGCAGGAUUUCAUCCCGUCCAUUCCGGAUGGGGCAGGAUUCCAUCAGUCCCCACCGCAUGUGCCGGUGUUUCCACAGGAUGAUAUGAUGGCCAUCACAACGGAGCGGGAACAAGCCGAGACAACCCGGACUCAAGUCCUGCAGGAGCUGGAGGCAAAAAUAACAGAGACCACCGAGGAAGCCAACAAGUAUGAGAACAAGUGCAAGGAGAGCAGCAAACUCCUGGCACACAUCCAGUCUCGUAUGGAGACCCUCUUGAAGGACAUGGACUGCGACACUACAAAGACAGUGAAGCCUCUUGGGGAGAGCUUGGUGCCAGUUUUUGGUAGGUCAGGGCUGCCCAUCUUCUUGUGCCAUGUGCCUGGGAAGUCCUGUCCACCCCCCACUCACACUUUCUGUGAUUCCACAACCCAGCCUUGGCCCCCUGACCCAAAGGAUGGAAAGCAGUGGAUCCCCCCUCUGCAGGCAGCCAGGGGUGGGUUUGGGCAGGGUCCUGGUGCAGGGACACUGCGAGACUCUGCUCCUUCCCACCCAGGUCCCGUGGAGGACAAGGUGAAGGAGUUCCUGAUGAGGGAGUCCCUGCUGCGCUACACGUCCAUUGAUCGCGCCCAGCGCUCCCAGUCCUUCAUCAGCCCCCUCCAGGGAGCCUCCAGCCUCCUCUGGGUCAUGGACCGGGCCAAGCUCUGCCCGCCCCCCCCAGACCUGGAGACCAGUGACCCUAAAACCGGUGAGCAGGGAGUGGGGAGAUGGGAUUGCUCCCCAAUCCCCCGUGGCUGCCUGGCCAUGCUGCCACAUGUCCUUCCCAGUGCAUCCCCUCCGGCCUGCCCUGCCCCAGCGGGGCUGUGAGACCUGUAAAACUGUGUAUUAUGGGGUGGCCAUUCUCUUGGGCAGAGGAAGAGCCGCUGAGCUGGGAUCAGCUGCGUCAGCUCGCUAUCCAGAAGAGGGAGGAGGAGCUGGCCAGGCCGCCCAGCCCAGGCAAGAGGAGGAGGAGACUCACAUCACCUUCAAAGAGCCCACCAGGGACAGGGAAGAAUUAAAGAAGCAGUUUCAUUCUUGAGCUCCUGCAUCCCGCGCAUCAUUCCAUCUUCCUUCUCUGGAAGGAGCCCAACACCUUUCACAGGCUUCAGAACCUCACCAGGUGAUAUUUUGGCAUGGCUCCACCCACUGCUGACAAAGCACCCGCAGCCAGGGUGGGAUCAGCAGCUCUACCAUGGGGUGACAUCCCUGUCCCCACGGCUGGAGAUGGGGACCACAGUCCCGACCCUGCACCGUGCCUGGCUCGUGGGAUGCAGGGGAUGAGCUCACGGGGUGUUCCCUGCCAAGCUGGCAGAAGCUCACAACUCUCUGCUGCCUGAAGUAAAUCCGAGCUCAGUGCUGGGCUGUGGGACCAGGCGGGACGGGCACAGCCCAGUGUGGAACUGGUUUGGGGCUGGGAGUGGGAGGCAGAGGGACUCGAGGACAAGUGAGGGUGACGUGCAGUAGGUCUGGGGUGCCGGGGCCAGUGGGGUCUGGAAGGAUCUGGGGGCUCCCA
Messenger RNA from Parus major (Great Tit), 2899 nucleotides. RefSeq names its product coiled-coil domain containing 63 (gene CCDC63). The coding region runs from base 1 to 2214 and encodes 737 amino acids. Gene Ontology annotation, biological process: cilium movement; outer dynein arm assembly. Gene Ontology annotation, cellular component: axoneme. The transcript has 11 exons. The record is from RefSeq and is a predicted model, not a curated record. Lineage: Eukaryota; Metazoa; Chordata; Aves; Passeriformes; Paridae.